GACCCUCUGAAAGUGGAAAGAGCAUUUUUUAAAGAGUAAUAAGAAAAACAAUUAUCUUUGAACUCUCUCUCUCUCUCUGCGAUCUAUGCCUGAAGUGGAAGUGGAUAACAACAACGAGAAGCCAUCUGAGAUUAACAGUUUCCAUCAUGAUCAUAAGUAGUAGUAAAAAUGUGUUGAAAAUGGAAGAAGAAGUUGAGGUGAGCAAGAAGAGGAAAUUUCAGACAGAUCAAUCUGAUGAGUUAUCAUUACUACCUCUUUCCAAGCACGCUUGUUUCGCCAAUGUUGCUUGUUCUGACAAUACCAAUGUUAGCUCGGAGAUUGAUACAGCGUAUUCAAUGUCUUAUGUGAACUCAACAACUUCUAUGGAAUGUAACAAUGAUAUUGAGAUGAAAGAGGAAUCAUCUGGAUCGUGCGGUGAAGACAAGAUGAUCUCUUUCGAAAGCCAUCUAGAUUACAUCUAUGGGACUCAGAAUCUGGAGGAUUUUUCAGAUAAAGUCAUUGAAAACAUUCUCUAUCUCGAUGAACAAGAAGAAGAAGAAGAAGCUAAAGGAUGUAGUAGUAAUGCUGCUAAGUUUGUUCUGUCCUCUGGGAGAUGGACUGUUAACCAAGAUUCUUCUACUCUACAUGAGACAAAGAAGCCAACCAUUGAUCAAGAAUUUGAACAAUACUUCUCAACACUAAUGCUGUGACAUAAUGAUGUUAAGACUCAAAACAUAUAUGAAGAUAUGUACAUAGAGCUGUACUCAUUCUGUUUUGAUUCUUGUCAACCUUAAAACGUUCAAUUCAAAGUGAUUAGAGAGCUUCUUUGAAAUGUUUGUAAACAGGAUACAAAUAAAGCAACAACCCCUUUGCAGCUCUA
This is a messenger RNA of Arabidopsis lyrata subsp. lyrata, 859 nucleotides long. RefSeq names its product protein FAR-RED ELONGATED HYPOCOTYL 1. Gene Ontology annotation, biological process: response to red or far red light. Bases 147 to 689 code for a protein of 180 amino acids. The transcript has 3 exons. The record is from RefSeq and is a predicted model, not a curated record. NCBI's taxonomy places the organism in Eukaryota, Viridiplantae, Streptophyta, Magnoliopsida, Brassicales, Brassicaceae.